AUGCAGGGCCUUGGCCUCUGUUUCCUCCUCUGCGUCUCUGCAGCGCUAGGGGAGUUGUCUGCAGUGGAGGACCUGAGCAGUCCUGGUUUCGACACUAUUGUCUUUGUUAACAACUUGACGGGAAAUGAAUCUGGCGAAUUCGACUCAAUUGUGCAAGCGCUGAAUACGUACUCAUUGGUGAGUCCUUCAAAUCGCUUUUCAGUAACGCUUAAGGCUGUCAGUAGCUUUUAAAAGCAUUAAGCUAUGCGGCAACGGGACCAGUUUUCGCUGCGGUUCGUGUAGGGGAUAGUGUACCUUCCUACUUGUGCGUUAGUUCUUGUUGACUACGAAGUACUUACUGACUGCCAAAUUUGGCUUCCUAGAAGCUACAGUAAGUGGGCUAACUCAUGAAAUGUCGACAGAAAUUCCGAAAUGCGUUUCCGUUUCGUUUGGAUAAAUUAAGUAGGGUUGUAAAACCAAUCAUCCUGCAGCAUAAUCCUAUAGUAAUUCAGUUACCCCAGGACGCCGGCUUUCGAACAAACUUCCUUCCGGCUGCAUCCACAAGCCAUACUCCGUAAAAAUGACUACUUAUGUAACCUGCAUUUUUUUCAUUGAUUUUCGAUGCCCUUAAAGAUUCAAUUAUAUUUCGUGGAAAACAUGCAUAUAAAUAUUGAUUCUUCUACUCAUUCGGUAGGAAAUUAAAACUUCUUUCAAUUUUGUCCUCGAAGAAACGGUUUGAUUCGGUUUUCUAAAACUUUUCCAAUUCCGUAAUAAUUUUAAACCCGGCCUGCCGUUACACUUGCUUUCAGGGUUCCCAAACUACAAGCCGUAUAAUUUCCGCGUACGGAGAACCACACACUUCUCUACCGUAUUAAGAGGAGACCAUAUGGGUUUCGUAACAUGAUACAGUGGAUUUGAGCCACAUUGUUAACUUCACAAGCCACAUUGGUAAAUGGAGAGGCAUGGGGAUUUGUGGAAACUAUUUGACAUCGGGACAAUCACUCCUUCUCUUAGUAGUUUAUGAUGACGGCUAUUAUGUCAGAAACGAGCAUACCAGUUUCUAACAUCUCUGUUGAUAUUGACCUCAUACUAUUCCCCGCCGGUAUGUUACUCCUUGCGAGCGCUCUAGACUGCAGCUUCGAGACGACAUUGAGCAUCAUAUUGAGUUUAUCGGGGACCUUUCUUUUUUUACGUGAAAGUGACACUAUGCUAACAGCCCAGGUACUAGCCAAAAACCCAUACACAUGUGUUUCGCUGGUAUUCUGCCGCUGAAUGGCACAGCUGCGAGAGGUUGGGUUCAUCAGUGGGACUUCCAGCAUUCCCCGUCUCUUUUCUGGUAGAUACCCCAAUUUUUAAUUUCCUGAGAAAUUUACUACGAACUGGGAGUAGAUCAGUUUAUUCAGUGUCUGUAGGCUCUUACCGAGCCGAACCCCUCGCAGCUGCGCCAUGCAGCGGCAAAAUAUCGGUAAAACACGCGUGCAUGGCCUAUUGACUAGUAGCUGUGCUGUUAGUAUGGUAUCACCUUAUCCUAAAGUAUACUACUAGCUGCCUGUCGGCAGUUAAUGCAUAUUAAACGGUUAACCGCUGUAGUUGAUGGACUCCGGUCCAAAUAUUCAUACAUACAAUUCUCGGUCUGAGCCUAUAGGCCUUGAAAAAACUGAUCUACUCCAAGCUGGUAGUUAAUUUCUGAGGAAAUUAAAAAGCGACAACAUUUUUAUUUUAUGAAAAAACGAGAAACUAUUAGUAAAUCCACAAGACGCCCUACAUAAGCGGAGACCUAAAGUCCUCUGUCCCAGGACAAUUGAAUGGGCUAGGUUAUUUCGAAGUGUUCCGCCAAAAAUUUGUGCAUUAUCCUAACGGUGUGUACGCUUGCUGUGGCCUUUAACGCAUCCUGGCUCAAUUUCUAUGCUGUCAUGCAUAAAACACACAGUAGGAGAAAUUAACAGGUAAUAUAUUUUGCCAUAUUGUGGUGCUGCAGGUAGGAUCUGCUUUCCCGACGAUCACGAGGCCUGGCGAUGACAGAAUCCGAUGAGUGCCAUCCAGUUCUCCCUAAAAAUCUUUGCCUUUCUAAUUUCUGACACGUGCAUGCUAAACCCUUUCUCAUCCACCCAUUUUCCUAAAGAGGCCUGCUGAUGUGAAAACGGGUGUUUCAGACAGACCGCAGAUUCUUUUCGUCAUGGAUUGUAACACCAACUACUUAUUUGGUUGUAAGUAGUGGUGCACGAUAAUGUUUUUUAGAUGAGGUUAAACGCAUUGCGACAGACUGAGGGCUCAACCCAAUAAAAUGAAGUAGAUCUCGUGCCCUUUUAUGGAUGUCCGCACGUAAAACUGUACCAGGUACCCCGUCGAAAUCUACCAAUUUCUGAUGGGAAGACCACUAGCCAAUCUACCUUUCGAAACUGAAAUUUCAGUCAUCAAUCACACGCAUAAUUCCAAAGAAGAGUGCUCAUUGUCAAGUUAUUGCAUGUUAAAAGUUACUUAUUGCAUCAGAUGUGCAUAAAUUUCCCCAAAAUGUCCAUUAGAACGCGGAGGGAUAAACAUAGUUGGGACCGGAAGAUCAAUGACGUCCCAUCGUUAGUCUGAGCCCCUUUGGAAUUGUUCAGCUGCCGAUCUGAUGCCUACUGUGUCACCGCUAGGAAUACGACAGUGUGACUUUCCGUCUACGACUCUGAAAGGCAACACAACAACCGCUGUGUGGGUUGGUUAUGACUAGCUGAUGACAGCCAGUAAGCCAGAAAUGACCAUUCCAGUCUCCCUCGUCUUUGUGGGACUGACUCAUGAAGUCUCAACAGAAAUUCCGAAAUGCAUUUCCGCUUCGAAAAGAUAAAUUAAAUAGGCCUGUAUAACCCAAUAGCAUGCAGCAUAAUUCGAUAAUAAUUCAGUUACCCCAGGACGCCGGCUUACGAAGAAACGUCUUUCCGGUUGCAUCUAAAAACCAGACUCGGUAAAAAUCGACCAGCUAAGUAACAUACAUUUUUACCCUUGAUUUUCGAUGACCCUAAAAGUUCAAUUUUAUUUUAUGCAAAACAUAUAUAAGCUAUUCAUCCUUCUACUCAUUCGGUAGAAAAUUACGUCUUCUACCAAUUUUAUACUCCAAGGAAGGGUAUAAUUCGGUUUUCAAAAACUUUUCCAAUCCCAAAUAAUUUUGAACCCGCUGAACCGUUACGCUUGGAUUCAGGGUUUCGAAACUACCAGCCGUAUAUUUUCCGCGUACGCAAAACUACACAUUUCUCUACGGUAAUAAAGGGGGACUGUAUAGGGCUCAUAAAAUUUAGCAGUGGAUUUGAUCCAUAUCGUCAACUUUACAAGCCACAUUGGUAAAUGCAGAGACAUGACGAUUUAUGAACGGUCAUUUCACAGUAUUUAAAAGUCCCACAAUUAGAAACUUCUUUAACACAAACUUAUAUCCUCCUUCGAGCAUAAAAUUGGAAGACGUAAUUAUCUACCGAAUGAACUAAGGGAGAAGUAUUUUUAUCCAUGUUUUCCAUGAAAUAUAAUUGGACAUUUAGGGGCAUCGAAAAUCAAUGAGAAAUAUUCAUGCUGCAUAUGUAGUCAUUUUUUACAGAGCCUAGUUUUUGCAUGCAGCCGGAAGGCAGUCCAUUAAAAAGCCGACAUCCUGAUGUAACUGAAAUAUUAUAAAAGCAUAUUGCAGGCAAACUAGUUUUACAACCCUAUCUACUUUAUUUUUUCGAAACGAAAACGCAUUUCGGAAUUUCGGUUGACAUUUCAUGAGCUAGUCCACCUACUGUAGGACUUAUAGACUGCAUGAUGAUGGAGUAGGCACUGGGUACCAAGCCUCAUAUGUGAGACGUUCUGUCCGUAAGGUGCACUGGUCUAAGACUACCUCUUCUUUGGAUGCCAAAAUUGUGGCUAGUUUCUCCGAUGUGAGCCGCAAGCUGUGAGCUUGGGUCUCGUCUCCGAGUUUCCAGUUUUGGCUCAUGUAGGCGGGUCUGCAAUUUCCGUCCGGUUUCCUCAACGUAGGGUCAAGCUCCAUCGCUAUAACCGUAUCUGAUAGACAACUGCUGAGGAAUCAGUGGGUGGCAGUAUGUCUUUAGGUUCCAUCAAACGGCGGUGAAUUGUUGCCGAGGGGGGGGGAGUCGAUGUGCAGUGCCUACCCUGGCGAGUUGUAGCAGACGCGAAACUGCCUCGGAGGCUCCUUUAAUGUAAGGAAUAGCCCUCCAGACUUCGGAUUGCUCUUCUUGUCGUCGUCAUCUGUCCACCCGACGCUUGCUUUUCUUGAUAAAUUAGCUUUUGUAUCCAUUGGCUCAACAGAGGUCGUGAAGACAUUGUCGUUCAACUCUUUUGUCGGCUAGUGUGCUGCAGUGUGUUUCAACUCUUUGGAAUAGAGCACGGACGCAGCUGGUUUGUGAGGAAGGGGGUGAUUGCCGUUGAAAUGCAGUGUUUGUCUUGUGUUAGUAGCUUUUUGAAAACGGUAGUUUGCAACUGUACAAUUGCACACCGACGCACAAGAACAUCGAGGAAGGGUUGUUUUUUUCAGCUUCCAUCGUGAAUUGGAUAUUCCGAUCAACCGAGUUCAGUAAUUCUUUAAGGUGGUCCACUUCAGAUGAUUUGGCAAUGGCGAACGUGUCAUCGACGUAACGAGCCCAGAACUUUGGUUGAUACUUGGUGAACACCAAGUGUUCUAUCCGUUGAAGAGCCACUUCAGCAAUCAGCCCUGAUAUGGGGGAGCCCAUAGGGGUGCCUUUGAUUUGUUCAUACAUUUGUCCACCAAAGGUGAAAUAUGUUUUUAAGCAAUAGCGUAAGAGCUCCAUGAGAUGUUCAGUCUUCAGGGGAUUGUCUCUCUCGUUGUAGCGAUCAGCCAGGAGUUGUCUCACAACGUCAAUCGCUAGUUGUUGUGGAAUGGAGGUAAAGAGUGAAACGACAUCAAACGAUACCAUGGAUUCAUCUGGCUCUAGUUUUAGAUGUUUCAAAGUUUCAAGGAACUGACUAGCAGAAGCCACUAUUGUUGGCAAACCCUCUGCCAGGAACUUAAGAUGAACGAACAUUCAUUUUGCCAAACCGUACGUUGGAUUGCCAUGUAUAGAUACGAUGGUUCUAGACUGUUUACUAACCUGAUAUUUAGGUUUCGGAGCUUCGAGCCCGGAAUUCGUAAACCCUUAUUUCGUCCGCUAAAGCCGUCCACAGUUAACCAUCUGCAUCUGAUGCACUAUGAUACAUGCAACAGUCGAAAGACACGUUUUUUCGUACACGCUACCGGGGUUUAAAUAUGCACAAAGAAUGGCCGAUUUUCACUUCCGACAAAACAAAUUAGCGUGCCAGAACCGACACCACGAUGAUGAAAGGCCUCUAAGAAUGGGAAAGCCCAACGAACGAAGAGGAACGACUUUCGUGCUCGGUGUAUCAUUCGCGUUUUUCACAACUGCGCUAAGGGAAUUAUUCAAAUGCGCAAAAACGUCAAUUAAUUAGGUAAGCCUGGCAGUCAUCUGAAGGAUAUAAGAUCAAUUCAGAUUGACCCAACUGUGAAAAACUCGGCGUCUCGGUGGGAUUCGAACCCACGCAGUAAGGGGAAGGCUUUAGUACAGCCAACGCUCUAACUACCUGAACUACGAGGUCCCGCCGGACGACGCGAGUUUAAUCCCAUUUGGGUCAAGUUGCCCGCCCAACCUACGGCAACGUCUGGAUUAAUUGCUUGAGAAUGCCUGACUGGGCUGUCAGUUUACUGUAUCGGUGGAUUUCACACGCUGCCGUUGGCUGACUUGGCCUAAACGUGAUCAAACCCACGGCUCACGGUGGUGCCUUAGAGCUCCGAUGGUUUGACUCUUGGCUGUACUCAAGUCUUGCCUUUGAUGUCGUGGGCUCGAUUCCACUGAGGCCGCCGAGGUUUUGCACAAGAGGGCCAAAUGCGUUCUCCCAAUCUGUCUAAAGCGUUAGUCAAUCAAUCUGUUUUUCCUUUGUGCAACUUCAAAGGCACGAAAUUCGCAGAUCGACUGAAAGCCUUCUCAGAGAGUACUUCGGCCUGAUGGGCACAGUAAUGCCAGUCUACUUAAUUAUUUUGAGUUGGAGUGAUUACGUUGGCAUGGUGUUGUUUUGCUUUGUGGUGUUCUGUUGGCAGCCUCGUUUGCUUUUUUGUUGUGUUUACCUUCUUCGGCCCAAUGCCGGUAGUCCUUCUUGACUUUCCGCCUGUCGUCUCUUUCUAACUUUCGCGUUGGACGAUUCAGGAUAAGGGUUUAGGGCUGCGGUUAAGGGCUAGGGUUGAUGUUAGGCUUAAAGAUAGGGGGUUAGGGCUGGGGCAAGGGGUUAAGGCUAGAGGUUAUGGCUGGGGGGGUGGGGCAAGGCGUUAGGGUCAGGUUUAGGGAUUAAAGGUCGGAGUUACGGUUAGGGGUCAGGGUUAGUGGUUAGGGUUAGGGGUUAGGACAAAAAUGUCUCAAGCUCUCAAAGUACAACCGCGCAUUCCCAAUAGCGUUUAUUUUGCAUACCGUUACCCGACCUCGUCAUCUGUUCGUUCCCCGGUCCUAACUGCAAAAACCCCUAUUACCACCGGUCCCGUAUUACGGGUGGCUGGGUUUUGUUUGCCUUAGUUGCGGCUACAUAACCAAAUCUGACCGGUAAUACUUUACAAGUGGUAGUUCCUUGUCCGGCUUUCAUACUGAAAAAGAAUCAGAGUCAAGUGUUUUAUCAACAGAGCUCAACGUUUUUCAUUCAAAGGACUGUGAUCGAAUCAAAUUUAUAUAAUUUCCCUGCAACUGGUUUUAACGUAUCGCCUGGUUAAAUGCUGCAUUUUAGUCUCGCUGACACCACGGCAUUGAUCGCGAUACUUAUCUGAUUGAAACCUAAACAUCACAACGCGCAAAAGCGGUGCAAUAAAUGGCACUUUUGGUACUUCUUGACAGCUUGAACUGAGCGAGCGUAAACACUCUAGAGACUGCCACGUGUAACCAUGUUUAUCCUUGACGAAUGUGCCUAUCGGAGACCAAUCAGAUGAAUUAUUUAUUGCGAAAAAAGCUUUCGAGACUGACGUUUGCAUCAAUCUACAUUUUUUCAUCGUUCGUUUUAGGUGCAUCCCCUGGCAUUUAAGGAAACAUGUGUUGUGCCCUUUCCAGGAAAUCCCAGCAAAAGGAUUGUAAGUUCCUGAGGCCGCUUUUUCUCACAUGUUUACCUUCGAACCUACCCACUGUACUUUUAGGCGAGUUCUGGUUUCGUUUAUAAAGAGUCGGAAUUGUCGUCAUUAACUAUUCACCUGAUUGAAGACAUUAGAAAACCCGGUAGUUAUUCAAACCUCCCACUCCUUUCCGAAUCUUUAAUAGAUCUCCAUGAAUGAUCCUACGCAUGUGCUAUUUUCAACCACGCAUCAAAACUGCAAGAUGACUGCUUUGAACUGCCCAGGAAUUGGUCGAAUCAGAUGCAUUACGUAGAUUUGUCUUGAAGUUAGUCAGCCUGACCUGUUUCGCGGUAGAUCCACCUAGUCACAUGAAGCAACGCAGAUUAGAAUUUGACUGUGAAGCACCCUGAAUAUCCCUUAUGGAAAAGCUGGACAAUUAGAAAAUUCCAAAAGUCAUCUCAACAAAAACAAACCGUUGGCAUGAGAUUAUGCUGGAAAUAGAGCAGUUCACGAAUUAAAGUCUCUCCUGUGUACGGAGACCACAGGGAUUUUUAAUGUUUCGUUUUUUUCCAACACACAGAUAAACGCGCCAACAGGUGCCUUGGACAGAGACUACGAUGACAGUCGCCGUAUUUAUGACGCCGCGAAGGGAGGCAUAAAGAAGUGAGUCGCCGUUAUCUACUUCGGUAUCAUGACAACCGCUGACUGAACCUUAAAAUUGAUGUGACUCGUUGAUCAUCCUUCUGUUUCAUCUGUGCUUGUGCAGUUGGAAUAUGGUGCUCGGACGUAGAUGACAUCGACCGUUUAAAGGCGUGAAAUAGGCGCCUGAGCAUCCACGUUCCCUAAUGACGGCGCGAUGUCAGGCUAUAAAGGUUUUCUGCCCUGUUUACAGUCUCUCCUAACAGUUGAUGAUAGUUUUGGUGUACCUUUCGCAGGAAACUGUUACCUACCAAGUCCAUUUUAGAUAUUCUCUAGUCUGAAAGAAGGAUAUCUACCGUGCGCCGGCUGCGCGGCCAGAAAUUUAACUAUCGGACGUAUCCUUUCCUCCUUACGAUGUAAAGGGAAUGAUUAGGGCUGCCGCGAAAUGUCAUCAUUAAUUUAUUAGACUAGCAGGACUGUGAUGUAAAAAAUCCAGAAAAUGUUCUUACUGAUGUUUGUCAGUAGUUCUUUCAUAGUAUUGUAAAAUGAGCUCUCUUUCUAGUGGAAAGCGGUUCGCGGAGUUAAUCCACGACACCUUACAGUCUAGCACUGACUUUUCAAUAAAACUCCUAAAUCGGAACACGAGGAUAAAAUAUAAACUAGGGAUAAGCAAGAGAAUACAAUGGAGUGGGAUUUGGCGUUAACUUUGGGUGUUCAUCAAGAAAAGUAUCAUCAGCCUGUACUUAGAUUUUCCUCAUAUAGUCUCAACAUCGGAGUAAAAAUCUUCGCAUGCUUUAAAACGUAAAACGAAGGCAUGUAACAGACUGUUUCACACUUUCGCCAGUCUACGAACGUGCGGCGGCGGCGAUGGCGGUGACUGCGUUUUUUGUAUCUGAGAUCGCUGGAAGGGUAACUACUGGCCGUCUAGCGCAUCUACAGGUAGAUGUUAGCUGCAAAAUCAGCAAGCUCUCGGGCCGGAAAAAUAGGCAAUUGAGGAUCUGAAACGACAGUACUGUUAGGUUGCAGGAGCUGAUGUCUGGUCGAAUUUAUAAAAUGCCGUACAGUCCCGUGACGGGCGUAGAUAACAGCAGCUGUGUAAAGGCGUUGAAGGGGCGUCCAAACAUCUAAAGGCAGUGAGGGGUUCGGGUUAGGUUGUGACCGCUGUCUGUAUUUCAAACACGCGUAGUGCGUGUGACAAUUCUCAGGUUGCUGGGGUGACGUAUGAUCACCACUUGGAGAUGACCAGGGAAGACAGACGGCCUGGUAACAGAGCGCAGGGCUCGCUAAUCGAGUAGCCACCGCUCGGCUGCUGUAAGCACUAGCCCGACGCCAGAGAGAGGGCGCCAGUAAAUUACUUUAAAGGCCUACGCAAACGGGCUCUAGCAACAGUCGAGGCGGUGGCUAUUCGAUUAGCAAACCCAACGUCUCGGACAAAAAAUCUGAGCGGCUGUUGGGGCCUGGCUAUGCUAAAAAUCCCCAAUAAUCCUUAUGAGUGAGGUUGACUAGACCAGGCACGAUCGCAGCCGUACGAAGCAUACGACUUAAGUUUGGUUAGACUCAGCACGGUCGGCUCGCGAUCUUAAAAGCGGCAGUCCGACCGCCCUUCGCGACGAUGUUCAUCAAGUGUUCCACUGCAGGUCGAACGCAGGGACGGUGACUUGUGUGUGAUUGUGUGCUGCGUAUGUGUGUGACGUGUGUGUGAGUGGUAGUAGACUUGCACAGAAUCUACUGCACCAUCACCUUCCUCAUCCGUCUGGGCCCCCUGUCAUCACAGAGUCAAGAAGACCGGGGAGAGGGUCAGACGCCAUGACUUACACAGCCAAACAGUCCGACUGCAUCGCAGGGUUGCAUAUGGCCGACUUAGGAAUAACUGGUUUCAUCCUCUUUGGCGCCAAAGCACCACACGUGUACCUCAAAGACGCCCUUCCAGAAUACGCACAUUUCAGCUCUGUGCAGGCAGUGAUUUUCUGUGGGUGUCACUAAAGAUACAUUUGCAUAAGAAUGCCUAUAAAACAUUUUAAAUUUACGUUGUGCAUAGCUCAAAUUUCAUGAGGAGUGACCGAUAAGACGUUAUGGGUAACUACCUUUGUACGAGCAGGGUGGCACUGCGACGUACUACUGAUUAAAAUACAAGGUUUAAAAUAAUUGUUACUUAUAUACAACGAGUACGAUAAUAUUUUUCUUUAGAAAUACUUAACUGUCAAUGUGCCGCUUGCUCCACUUUUCUGCCUGUCCUUAAGCGACGGUAACGUGAUGGUGGGCUGCGGCCGCCUCAUACUUCACUCAAAUUACAAAUUUGACAGUUCACACGUCUGUGUCCUCAGUUAACGCUCUCAUUUAUGGAAGGGCACGCUUCCUUCUCUCUGCUGCUGCUGCUGCCGCUGAUUGCUCUAAAAGACUUCUCUGAUUGGUUUGUCAGGGCAAUUGAGUUGGGAUUCAGAUCCCCACUGCUGGUUCUUGGGCCGCUUACGUCCGCACCCGCCGACGCCGUGUGGAUGGAGGGCAUCUUCCCGCAACUGAACGCGAUCAUGGGCGCUCUGUCUGCCCUUUACACGGUUGGUCAAUACACUUCAAAUCUUGUCGUCACGUAUUUUUAUAGUACCCUGUCUGAUUAGAAGCGCAGUGGUCCCUCCUCGAUCGCAAAGGUUGUUCGUGGUUAUUUUUACAUAUUUCAAGCUCCUACAAGUCCUGCCAACUUUUAGUAAACAUAUCUCACACAGUUAUCCAGCAUAAAGCCUUUUAUAUUCUCCUAGACAUUAGGCAAGAUUCGUUAGGAUGUGGGACUUGGGCGCGUAAUCUGACUGAAUGGCCACUUGGUCAUCAGUAGCUAGCGCCCGGUGCAAGAAAUCAACUGGACAAAUCAGCGGAGGAAGUAUGCACCAGAAAUAAAAAGGCCUAUUAUCCGCAAAAAACCGCAAACCAGCGGAAAGCUCUCCAUAUAUGUUUAGAUAUGCGUGCAUGUGAAAUCCGCGAUAGAGUUUAAGCGCGUUAAAGCGAGGGACUAGCCUACAGCUCGUAAAUAAUUCCGAAGGCUUCUGUCUAAUGUACCUGGCUGCUUUUUGUUCAGCUUUCAACGCUAAUAGAAGCAAACAGGUGUGUUCCUGUAAGCAGUUCAGAAGAAGACCAUGCGAUCACUGGAGCAAGAAGCUUAUUGGUCUGACGUUUCGGAUCCUCACUCGGACACAUCUUCAUAGACGGUCGCAGAUAAGGGAAAAGGAGGUACAAGGAGUGGAGAAUUUACAGUAGGCGGCUGCCUUGGGACCACAUACAUACUAUAAUUUACAGCUCUCCCGACCACCGCUGGGGGUCGUAAUGGAUGCGAUGAUGGCCUUUCAGUCCGCGUCCGAGUUCUUAAUGGCCGAGAUUGCACCAUCCAUGUUCGAUUUUGGCAUGAUGAUUACUCGGCAAUUUGCCUCGCUGUUACUUUAAUGGUUGUUCGCCCGCGCCCUCCCCGCGUGAUUGAUUUCCUUGCCCCAGGAAAGCCUCAGUACCCAGUAUGGAAACGGGAGGUCAUUGCGUUUCCUGGAGGACCAUGACUCGAGCAGCUCGCAAGUCAUGCGGUCGUUACCUCUGGCUGGACUAUUAACGACUCGAUUGCGGACUGACAAGCCACCACCGCAUCAAUUACGACCCCCAGCGAUGAUCGCGAGCUGUUACUUACAGUACGCACGUGGUCCCACGGCAUCCACGUACUAUAAAUACUGCAAUCUUUGUGACUCCACCAUCCUUAUCUGUGAUUGUCUCUGGAGAUGUGUUUGAGUGAGAACCCGAAACGUCAGGCUAAUAAAAUUCUUGUUCCCGUGAUCGCAUCUUGUUCUUAAAGGUUAAUCUUAUUGGCUUUCAAUAAAAAGUUUUAUGUCUACUUCCAGUCAGUAGGUUGAAUAAUGUGCUUAGCAGAUAGUACACUGUCAAAAGAGAAACGGGAGUCAGUUUGAAACCCGACAAGUUGUUCUUGCCCUCAGCGUAUAGGGCACUACACUAAUGCAACCCGCGCCAUAUACUGAGAGUAAGAGCUUUUUCCGAGUCAAACUUUGCAAAAAUAUGUAUUCUACAGGAGUCCUCCGACAGCGCUUUAACUAUUAUGAAAAUUCUUUGCAAUCUAUUAACUCACACUGAAGCCAAACCUAAUGCACAGUCUUUUCCACUAGGAACUUGCAAGUAAACAACUAAUUUCCAGAUGCAUACGUUAGAUUUUUUCUAUGAAAAAUAGGGAGGUUUGUCUCCAGCAGUGAUUUUCAGCGGAUCGGUUCGACGGCUACGCUGUAUGGACGUUUGUGUUACAACUUGGAUUAUGAACUCCAGGAAGUCAAAAAUGUUAGCAAAAGAAUCAGAGGUAGUAGUUAGAAUUGUUCGAAGUUCAUGGUAUCAAUAAACGCAGGCGAAUUCGAAGGAAUUCCCCAGAAGUUCUACUUCGUUAGAAGUUCCCAUCCAGGAGGAUUAUCCAUCUUGACAUUUAAUAUACAAAUUAGUUCUGUUCCUAUUCCUAGCUUCUGUGGCCUUGCAUGGUGCAGUGAUUGCUGUUGAAUAGGGCAGGAUACCAUGAAGUAUCUUACAAAUUUACUCCGGUUUUCCAAAAGCAUUGAAUUAGUUCCAACGCGUACAGUGCGUGAGCCAUCUCAUGAAAUGUUGGCCAAAAUUCUGGAAUGCGUUUUCGAUUAGGAAGGAUUACUAAGGUGGGAUUUCAAGAUUGAUUAGCAUGCAGCGUAAUACUAUAGCAUUUCGGACUCAUUAGGAUGUCGACUUUUGGAUGCACUUCUUUUCGAUCUCCUGCAGAAACCACACUCAGUAAAAAAUGACUACAUAUGUUGCAUGCAUUUUUCACAUUGAUUUUCGGUGGUCUUCUAAAUUCAAAUAUAUUUUAUGGAAAACAUUCACAAAAUAUGCUUUUUUAUUUUUUUGGUAGAAAAUCACAUUGUCACCACAUUUUGCAUCCGAAUAAAGUGUAUAUUUAAGCAUCAAAAACGUUUCUAAUUAUGAGAUUUUAAAGGACCGCACAUGUCCGUUUACGAUUGCUCCUUAUGAUAUGUAAAAAGUAGCCCGCAUCCACUGCAAGGAUUCAUGAACUCUAUAUGGCACCUGCUUGAAGUCAUAGAGGAAUGUGCUAUUUUUCUUACGCGGAAAGUAUGCGCCUUGUAGAGUGGAGUCGUUAAACGCUAACGCAAUAGCAUAUCAGGCUCAAAACUAUUCGGGAAGUAGGGAACUUUUUUGAAGCCUAAAUAUACACUUUCUUCGGAUGCGAAAUAUGAAAAAUAUGGUUCCUUUUACUUAUUUGAAAGAAAAUCGCAUUGUCUUCAUAUUUCGCAUCCGAAGAAAGUGUAUAUUUAGGCUUCAAAAGAGUUCCCCAAUUCCCGAAUAAUUUUGAGCCUGAUCUGCUAAUGCGGUAGCGUUUAGCGACUCCAGUCUUCAAGUUGCAUGCUUUCUACGUAAGGUCAAUAAAAUAUUCCUCUAUGACUUCAAGAAGGUGCCAUAUAGGGUUCGUUAAUCCUUGCAACGGAUGCGGACUACGUUGUACAUUUCAAGAGGAGCAUUUGUAAACGGACAUGUGCGGUCCUUUGAAAUCUCAUAAUUAGAAACGUUUUUGAAGCUUAAAUAUACACUUUAUUUGGAUGCAAAAUAUGGUGACAACGUGAUUUUCUACCAAAAAAAUAAAAAAAGCAUAUUUUGUGCAUGUUUUCCAUAAAAUAUAUUUGAAUUUAGAAGACCACCGAAAAUCAAUUUGAAAAAUGCGUGCUACAUAAGUAGUCAUUUUUUACUGAGUGCGGUUUCCGCAGGAGGUCAAGGAGAAGUGCAUUCGAGAGCAAACAUCCUGGUGAGUCCGAAAUGCUAUACUAUUACGCUGCAUGCUAAUCAAUCCUACAACCCCACCUAAGUAAUCUUGCUAAUCGAAAACGCAUUCCAGAAUUUCGGCCAAAAUUUUAUGAGAUGGCUCACGCACUGUAAGUCAUUGAAUGCGCCAUAAUAAAAACGAUAGUCGUUUGCGAGAAGCUUUGAGUUGUGCGUUGCUGUUCGUCAGUGUACUAUUGCUGACUUCGAAAAUUCUACCGAUCCGUCACCAUGUUGUUAAUACUUCAUACGAAAUUCGAUGUUUUCCGCAACACCAUUCUUUUCAGACUUUGUGGCAUGAGACUGCAGUUGAUUGGCUAACUCAUGAAAUGUUAACCGAAAUUCCGAAAUGCGUUUUCGUUUCAAAAAGAUUAAUUAAGUAGGAUUGUAAAAAUAAUCUGUCUGCAAAAUUACUCUGUAAUAUUUCAGUAAUCUCACGAUGCCCGCUUUCGAAAGAACUUCCUUCCGGUUGCAUGCAGAAGCUACACUCUGUAAAAAUGACUACUUACAUAGCAUGAAUUUUUCUCAUUGAUUUUCAAUACCCUUAAAUAGCAAUUAUAUUUCAUGGAAAACAUACAUAAAAAUAUUCAUUCUUUCACUCAUUCGGUAGGUAAUUACGUUUUCUUCCAAUUUUAUACUGGAAGGAGGGAUAUAAUUUGGUUUCAAAUAAGUUUCUAAUUGUGGGACUUUUAAAUACCGUGAAAUGGCCGUUCAUAAAUCGUCAUGCUUCUACAUUUACCAAUGUGGCUUGUAAAGUUAACAAUAUGGAUCGCAUCCACUGCCAAAUUUUAUGAACCCUAUAUGGUCCCUCUUUAUUACCGUAGAGAAAUGGGCGCUUUUCCGUACGCGCAAAAUAUACGGUUUGUAGUUUGGAAACCAUGAAUCUAAGUGUAAUUAUUCGGCAAUUGGAAAAGUUUUUGCAAACCGAAUAUUACCCUUCCUUCGAGCAUAAAAUUGGGAGAAGACGUAUGAGCAAAGGAAUGAAUAUUUUUCUGCAUGUUUUCCAUGAAACAUAAUUGGACUUUUGGGACAUCGAAAAUCAAUGAGAAAAAUCCAUGCUACGUAAGUAGUCAUUUUUACAGAGCGUAGUUUUUGCAUGCAGCCGGAAGGAAGUUCAUUCGAAAGCCGGCAUCCAGAGGUAACUUAAUUAUUAUAGAGUUCUGCUGCAUGACGAUUAGUUUUACAACUGUACUUAAUUAAUCUUUCCGAAACGAAAAUGCAUUUCGGAAUUCCGGCUGACAUUUCUUGAUUUAGCCCACCUACCGUACAUUUACAUCCUUUGAUUAUUCACGAUCAUCGGUAUUUCCUUUGAACCGAUCUAGCCCCUGGAAAUAAGGGAGGCCUUUCCAGAGAGAACUGCGAAGUACGACAAAUUAGGAGUUUAUAAGCCUGCCACCGACGUUCUCAGGAUAGCCUGGGCAAUGGAGGAGGGACGUCGGGUGACGCGUGAUAUCUGCGGAUCCGAUCCUGAACGAAUGUCCGCCUACCGAAUCGUCGAGUACCUCGAGCAGGUGUUUGGAAAUGACAGUCAGGUCACCAUGAAGGCCGAGCGUGUAGAUCCGGUGAAAUAUCCCUUCUGUGCAGCAGUCAACAGGGCUGCAAAAGGUUUGUUUGGUUGCACUGGGGGAAUCCCACUUUUAUGAUAUUUGCAUUAUUGCCAGUGACAUUUUGAAUUUGUGGUUACCUGCGACUUCUAAAAUAGUGGGGUUGGGAAUAUUUGGAAAUGUCCCUUCUCUGCAGCAGUCAACAGGGCUGCAAAAGGUUCGGCUGGUUGCAGUGGUAACAUUCCACAUUUAAGAUGUCCAUACCAUCGAGCACGACAUCCUGGAUUUCCGCCUAGCCUCAGUUCUUAGAAUAGUGCCUUACAGAUGUGCAGUACUUUGAGUCACAGCGUUAAUUUGAGAUUAGCUCAUGACUCUCUCUCCCUCUCUCUCUAAACUAUUGCCUACUUUCCGUGGGAUUUAUUGUACUUUGGCGGAAAUGUAAAUGCCCAAUGACAUAGCAAAUGGGUGUUCAAUGCCCAAAUAUGUCCUUUAAGUCUCUUUUUGGCCCUUGCAGAUGACAGUGAAUAAAUACAUCUCGAACAUAAUGUUCAGGUUCUGGCAUAGUCUUGCUCAUUCCCAGACAGCGGACCUUUAUUGGAAAGCAUCUCUUAUGGUUUCCACUUUAAAGCUAAUUCAGUACGGGUGACGGACUACAGCAACACCCGAUAUACAGUCAGUAUUCAACGGCAUACACGAGUUUGAGGGCCGCUGUUCGGGUGUCUUUUGCAAGAGUGCACAUUCUUCAAAAUAGACCUAAAAACGUCGCAAAAUGUCACAAGAUGUGGGCUUUCAAUCUUAUUUCUGAUGAGGCUCCGAUCUGUCCAGAAUACUCCCCGGGGUUCUAAGCGCCAUUUAAGACCUAAAUUUCCUAUCAUUUUUUUACAUAACUGUGCUCGUCGCAUAGUCGCGACCUGUAAUUAAUUCGCAUGACUUAACUGGCAACAAUGUAUCAUUCUCGGAAGGGCUCUGUACCAAUAACAUUUGCCUAAUCUAAUACCUGAGUCUCUACGCAAUUUCGGGAUAGUUCGACAGUCCGUGAACCUCGGCUCCUUGACCGUCGUUGUUGCUGCACAGGAGAAAAGGGAGUGCGUAGACUUCCGCCCCAGUUUUGCUCAUUAUAAUUAAAAUCGCGUGGAAUCCAUCAAUACGACUGGCAGACAUUAGUGUUCUUUGCCAAUGUAAGCGAAGAGACGAGUCCAGGAAGCCGGCUUGAGGAAGAAGACGCGAUCGCUGGGAUAACGGCGUUAUUUCGUAAACAGAUCUGAGAUCACGAAUGAAGGCGAAGUUUUGAGUUCCAGGUGUAUACAUAUUUGAAGAAGAAGAAGAGUCGAGCACUGGAACAAUUCAUUUAUUAUCCUGAGCUUUCAGACUCGUACAGGAGUCCAUCGUCGGAGGUAGUGGCAGAAACAGGACAAGCGGCAGUUAUAAGGCACGUAGACCCAAUCAUCGACCGACUUCGCACGACUGGAGGUGACUACGAAGGGCUCUGUACGCCGGCGCCAGAUCGAUAAAUCGAUUGACCGAGUUCUCAUCCGAGGCCCAGGCUUCAAUCAGUUCUCGGCCUGUUUUGUUUCCGGCGUGGGCAACUAUUUUGGUGGCUGCGAAAUCAAACUCGUGACCCAUUUCGUAGGUGUGGGCGGCCACUUGUGAAAUUGCGUCACCUCGCCGCACAGCCAGCUUAUGUUCAUGUAUGCGCGAUCCGAGUAUGCGUCCAGUCUAUCCUGUGUAAUUACAAGGACAAUUUUGACACGGAAUGAGAUACACUACUCCAGAUUGCUCUUCAGGUUUUAACCGGUCUUUGAUCUUCAUGACCCUGUUGCGCAUGGUGGCUUUGGGGCGGUGUGCGAUUCCAACCCCAAGCUCCGCAGCAAUGCGCUCGGUCGCUUCUGAAACACCCUUGAUGUAUGGCAGAGAAUGCCAUAUCGUCGCAUGCUCGGAUCGCGCAUACAUGAACAUAAGCUGGCUGAGCGGCGAGGCGACGCAUUAUCACAAGUGGCCGCCCACACCUACGAAAUGGGUCACGAGUUUGACUUCGCAGCCACCAAAAUAGUUGCCAACGCCGGAAGCAAAACAGGCCGAGAAUUGAUUGAAGCCUGGGCCUCGGAUGAGAACUCGGUCAAUCGAUUUAUCGAUCUGGCGCCGGCGUACAGAGCCCUUCGUAGUCACCUCCAGUCGAGCGACGUCGGUCGAUGAUUGGGUCUACGUGCCUUAUAACUGCCGUUUAUCCUGUUUCUGCCACUACCUCUGACGAUGGACUCCUGUACGAGUCUGAAAGCUCAGGAUAAUAAACGAAUUGUUCCGGUGCUCGACUCUUCUUUUUCUUCUUCAAGAUCUGAGAUCUUGUUUGUGACUGUCAGCCAUGUGCACGAACUCUGUGCUGCGAACGUAGCGCAUACGACUGCGUUUCUCAGGGCUGUGCACCCUGUCGGUAACAUCUAGUUUAAAUCCCCGAUCUGUCUUUCCUGGUCUGUGCAAGGCCUUUCGAUAGUCUGUAAACCUCGGCGACAACAGUACGCUUAUAAUCGACCCAGCUCCUCGUGCAUCCUUAUUGCUGCAUAAGAAAAGAAGGAUUCCGUACAAUUCUGCCACAGCUUUGCUCGUAACAUUUCGUGAUCUGUCUAAUAAGAGAUCACAGACUGCAAACUGCAAUAUUUGUAACGUACGAACUGCCCAAUCCUCAUCCACGAAAGCUAUACUGUGCUAAAGAAAUGACCAAGCUUCGAAAGACGAAGUAGUUGGCUUUGUAUAUUAUUAUUUAUUGACUAUGAAAUAAAUUAUUUUACGAAAAACCGCCAAAUCAACAACACAGAUCAAAAAGUUUCAAUUGCCUUUAAUUCAUCAAUGCAAUUAAACAUCAGUGUUUCCUCUCGAGUGCGAGUGCCAAGUCCUCGUUUUCCAGAAUCGCGCUGUGGUUUGUAGACGAGCAAUAAUACUUCGCUACUGUUGUUGCCAACCGCGGGGUUUAGGCGGAUGAUCCCACCUCGAGGAUGUCAUUAUCAUUAUUCAGGUGCAAGACAUCUCAAAAUCGAAAUCAGUCUGUGACCUGGGUUCAAAUGGACUGAUUGAAUCUAAUCGAUGUACCCUCAGCAAAUAAAUUCUGGUCUGCUUUCCAGAAUAUCCAGUGCAAACGCACACACACACACACUUUGAUAAGAAUGGGUGAAAACCCCUUUAACUGUUCCCAUUCUGCAGGAGUUGAACGGCACGAUGGACGCAUAGUCACGAUGGAGUACCAGGGCGCGGGUGCCCCCCAAGAAACUCUCCUCCUAACAGGCAAAGGCAUCACAUUCGACAGCGGCGGCGCCAACAUAAAGAUCAAGAACUUCAUGCAGGGUAUGCACCGAGACAAGUGCGGAGCUGCGGCGGUGGCUGGCUUCUUCAAGACCCUCAGCAUGCUGAAGCCGAGUUCCCUCAAGGUGAUGGGCUUCAUGGCUUUCGUUCGCAACAGUCCAGGCGCAGACGCAUACAUUCCGGACGAAAUUCUCACCAGCCUUGCCGGUCGCCGUGUACGAGUCGUGAACACGGACGCCGAGGGUCGCGUGGUCCUGACCGACAUGCUUUAUUAUGCGAAGGAGGCGGUACGUCUCUUGGUCUUCUUCCCAACUUCCCCGCAUUUUACCACUAUGCAUGUCAGUAAGCACACAACCUUCGGGGUGGACGUCGACCAUAUACUCAUGUACUUACAACUACGGUAGUCAGCAUAUUCAGUUUAUUUACGAAGCUAGGUUGGUGUCUUCUAUAAACGGAGUAGGAGUUUGCAUUGAUUAAUCAAAAGGCAGGAAGGUUCAUCAAUUAAUUCGAACGACGUCAAUUACUGUAACAGCUAAUGUUACUAAAAAUAUGUUAGUAACACAUCUGUAUCACAUUCAGUUGCAUCCACUUGGUGAAUUUACGAUAGCGUCCGCGACGUGGAUCAGCCACCGCACACCAUACUUAUCACAUGAUACAUUUAUCUAAACGGUAUGAGCAUCAAAUCUUGUCACAAAAAGACCUCGAAAGCUCACAAGGUCACACUUUUUCGUUAAACUUUGAGAUAGUGGUUAAUUCAUUGAUAGGACCUAGUUAGUUGUGACUGUCAUAAUCUGUGUGGAGACUUAUGCAAAUCCCAAAACACAGAUGAAAAAUCCGUACUCGCAGUUUUGGAAAUCUGCAUUCUGCAUAAAGGAUGUUGAUGCCGAUGUCUCUCCCAUGCCGGGCAGCAAUGCUGAACGAGGUCGCCUGAUUAAAUCAUGCUUUUCAUAUCCUACGACGCAAUUUCAUUUUCUUAGGGAUCAUUUCCGGAAUUUCUGAUAAAUCGCACUUAAACGACCCUAACAUGCGAGCUUUUGGAAAUUUUAGGCCCUCAAGGAAACCAACCCACACAUCUUCUCCAUCGCCACUUUAACUGGACAUGCACGGGCGACCUAUCUCGUGUACUCAGUAGGUCUUCAACAAAACUGUUACAAGCCCUCUUUGAAUGCGAAUGGACAUUGAAACUUCAGACUGUAUCAGCAAUGAUUUGGUCUGCAGUUUGAUGGAAAAUCAGAUUACAGAUUGUGCCUACUAAGAGUGGACGAAUAGUACCAUAAAUGGCAGUAGCACAUAUAUGCGGAGUUCACUGCAGUUUUAAGCAUUCUUUCAAGUUAAACUGACUGUUGUAUAUUGAUUUGGAAGGAAGACAUUAUACUAUAUUGUCUUUCAGUAAUUCAUGAAUUGAGGUCUACUGACUAUCUGACAAUAUACUUCUCAGUUUCACACGAUCAUAAGACGAAAACUGAUAUAUGCUAUUCUGCCUAUGUAUCAUGCGCCGCUGUGCGGCAGCUAGUUGGGCUUGAGAGAGAGCCCUUAAGGCACAACGGAACGAGUGAGUUCUGUAUGAACGAUCGGCGAGCGCCCCCUAUCAUCAUUAUAUAUAUUAUAUAUAUUAUAUAUUAUAUAUAUAUAUAUAUAUAUAUAUGUAUCAAGCAAUAUGCGUGAAAAUCCGAAGUCCAGAUAUAUUACCGUGUAUAUCAUCCCCCGAGGAAAACGGAGAAGAGAAAGCGAUUUCAUGAACCAGGUUGUAUUCAGACUGACGUUUCGGAAACUCUCUCGUUUCCAUCUUCAGAGUCGUGCGCUGACGUUUCCCGCUGGCCUUGAUCUGUUCAGCCUUGCCGCCUGCCUUGUAUUAUAACCGGGCCCAGCGCACGUUUGUUGACUAGUUUGCUUUCCGUUGGCUGAUUGUCGCCUCCCUGAUCUCAGCUAUUGGCGGACUGGCGUGGCAUGUGUCCCCCUCACGCCUUACGUGAUUGCGCUGCGUUGGCGUGCUCGUUGGCUUCCCCCUCGUCAGACGGCGGGCUGAUCGAUCGCUGUUCCUCAGGCGUGGUGUUUCCGGCCUCGCGGGUACGUCCGUGAGAUGGUGUGCCACGCCGGUCACGUGACAUUCGGUCAGCGCCUUCUCCUCUUUCCGCGAGCGUCGGCGGUCGACCCCGUGUGACUCUUUUCAUCCGUGUCAUCGGCCCUGCCUGGACAGAUUCGAGUCUUGCGCGGAGCGCCUGGUCGGCUGGAUGUAGGUCUAGGGCCCGGUUGAGUGUGCCAGUCGAGGAACAACUUUCUAGCAUUAGUCUGGCCAUUUUAUCAUUGACUCGGCCGAUCACACUCGCUUUCUCGAAGGCGAAACUGUGAUUCCGCUGUAGUGUGUGGCCGUACACCAACGACAGCUUAUCUUUACGACUGACUGCUGGCUGGUGCCUGUGCAAUCUUUUGCCGACGUGUUUUCCCGUUUCACCUACAUACCUGGCAUCCCAAUCUUGGCAUGGUUUGCUGUAGACCACCGCUGAUUGUUCUGUCACCGGGAGCGGGUCUUUGGGCCUCAUGAUGUGCUGUCUGAUUGUUGAUCAUUUGACCGCCCCGAGUGGGACUUCCUGAAACAGUUGCGUAUGAACGACUUCGGGUAACCGUUGGCUUCAAUCAGGGCACGUAAGUACUUCACCCCCUUCUUCCUGCCAUCGUCGUUGCUGCAGUGUGUUUGGGUGCGUUGGAAAAGGGUCCUGACACAACUGCGUUUGUGACCGACGGGGUGGUUGCUUCUGAAGUGGAGGAUGCGCCUAGUGCUAGUCGCCUUACGGUAGACCGUCGUCUUUAUAUUCCCGUCUGCCAGUUUUGCAACUUGUACGUCUAGGAAAGGCAAUCGAUUGUCGGCCUCUUCCUCCAUAGUGAACUGUAUGUCGGGAAAUAUCAAGGUACGCACGACUGGUACACUCAACCGUGCUAUAGAUCUACGUCCCGCCUACCAGGCACUGCGUACAAGGCUCGGAUCAGUCCGGACAGGACCAGUAAGGCAAGCGAGCACGCGGGACCGAGAGUCAACGCACACGGAAAAGAGCGAAUUGGGGGCCAGAGGUCAUGUGGCCAAAGCCGAACACUGUCUCACCGAUGCGCCCGCGAAGCUGAAUGCUGCUCACCUGAACAGCAACGAUCGAUCAGUCCAACGGCUGACGUGGGAGGGGCCAAGCGGCACGUUGAUUUGGCCACAAUUACGCCGACCCCAAAGGGAAAAAAGGUCACGCAGGCCUGUCAGUGGUCAGCUCCGGGGAGGUCUAAGCCAGUCAGCGACAAACAGGCAGGUCAAAGUUCUUGCGUCCAGCACGGCUAUAAUACAAGGCAAGCGGCAAGACUGAACAACUCAUGACCGGCAAGUGCAACAAUUACGCUACUCUGAUGAUGGAAACGAAGAAGUUUCCGAAACUUCAGUUCGAAUACAAUAUGUUCCAUGAAUUCGCCCUCUCUUCUUCGUCGUCUUCUUCAGAAGAUGAUGAACGCGAGAUAUAUAUAUUACUGUCAAGGGUUAAUGGAAACUAGUCUUCUAGCACAUCAGCGUUACGAGGAAUGGAUGCGUACCAGCCAUGUAAAACUUAUUUAAAUCCGCGAUAAUAUUUUUUUAAAAACAAAUAUUAUUUAGAGACUCCAAACACUUCGGUGGCAUACGCGGAUGAAAUAUACUUCCUCAUGACUGCAAAAUCCCCCACUUACGUUCCAGGACAUUAUUUAUUGGGGUGCUUCUUCGGGUAAAUAAGCCAUAAUUGUGAUUUUUUCCAACACGCUUGCUUCGUUGAUGCAAAGCCUUAGGACCAUGCAAAAAUCCUACUAUUUUUUUAAAGACGGUGCCCCUUCUUUCGGCUGUGGUUUCUGUGAAUUACCUUUUUGUGGAUCGUUGGUGGAAUAGUUAACCUGGUUCAUGACUCGGAGCUUGAUGGAAAAAAAUAUUUGUCAGCGCCCCUGCCAGCAACAUCCCAAUCUUGCCGUCUUCUCAGUUUUUUCCUGUUCACUUUCUUAACGCCAUCGAUUAAGUCGCUUUAGAGGGCAUCCUCGAUGAUUGGUGAUACAGACCCCAGUAAGAAUGUUCAUGCCAGGUUGGGCUGUUUAACUGUCCAUAACUAGUUACUGUAUGGUUUUCAGUAGGCCUUGUUUUAUUUAUUCCUUCAAAAGCACAGGACAUCCGCACAUAUGCGUUACCUAGCACAUUGAUACCACCACAUUCGCAGACUCGCCCCAAUUAUGAUCAACAGGUGAUCGAGGCACGCGAAGGUGAAAUGUACCACUUUAUAAAGGAUGCAGGAUGUGACGACUAGCGAUCUUCAAGACCUCUUUGACUGAAAAUUAAAUACAACUGGGAUUCAAAUAGUAUAUUCAAAUGGAAACAUGCCGCGACAUUGAUCUCAAUUUGAUAUCAGAACGUAUUUUUCAAACCGAGGUGACUAUAACUUCUCCAUAAGUCUCCAAUUUCACCUCUAAGCGAGGACGGGUUCCGGUAUAGACAAGUAGUUGUUUCUGUUCGAUUGUAAUCACAGUAGUGGUUGGGAAAUUUAGCAUUUGGUAGUCCGCAACACGAAGUGAGGCUGUUUGAGAACUGGUUUUCCUUAAAUUUAACAAGCAGAAGUCAAUUAUUCUUCUGUGUCUCUACACCAAUCUUUUCUGUGGAAGUAUUGUGUCUGCUGUCAAUCUAAAAAUGACCUCAGCGACUCACCAGUCUGUCUUCUGCUGUUUAGCGAAUUCUUUAAGCGAUACCCCCCUUCUCUGGAGCUCUCAUGCUCUAUAAUAUGUAAUAGUGACCAAUUUUUCAGGCAAAGAUCUGUGAUGCAUUGAUACACUUUUAAUUAGGCCAUAAUGGACAAUGGACCCGCACGACGAAAGAAAACGGCCGCGUCAAUUCAAAAGGCUGGCGAUCGGAUUUCAGACAUGAUGGAGGUUAGUUUGUCUGCCGCUGCUUUACAUCUUUGCAUUGACUGUUUUUCACGUUAAAGAAGACUUAAUCACUUCAGCCGCAAUCAAUAUAUGCCCUUUAGAAUUCAUUUUGACUAUCACUCAUUGAGACAGUCUCAGAUAUGUGUCAUUUUGACAACUGAAUACACCGGAAUUUACAUCGUCGGAGUAUAAAAACUCGUAGACCUCGGCGCAUGCGAAAGAUGAGCUUUAACUCCCUCGGAUCUAGGCAAUCAUCAUGCUCUUUUAGGAGUUUAAGAAUGAUCUACAGCUAUCAGAAACUCCCAAGUAUUUGAGAGAACGCAACGUCGGUCGUCAGUGCUGACUGCUCCCAAAUUCUCAAGAAACCGCCUUCGCGGCUUUCGAACGAGAAAGAAUGCUAAUUACUCGACGACAGUUCGACCGACUUUAUUCACCGUAUGCUCCACAGUAGGCCGAAAGCAGGUGCGGAGAUUUGCGCGCGAACUAGUUUGUAGUGUUAGUGGACUUGCACAGCAUCCAUCUCACUCUCUCUUCUCCACCUGAGCCCAGUGGCAAGACGACGUCAAGACCGAAGGUGAAAGACAGCGCAGCUGGCUGGUACGACAAAACCCCUUCAUCUAGACAUACCACCACACACCCUGGUCCAGAACGGACAAUGACAAGAAUUUUAUACACCAAGAGAAAUGGGGGGAGGCGACACGUUUAUCAAUAGGCGCCGCAUGAGCCUGCGACUGGGCGCGUCGCUUAAGCCCCCCCCCCUCACAUGUUGACAUGUUUUAUGCGUUCGCAUUCAUGAUAGCACCUGCUGAACUCUAAUCUGGCCACCGUGUUGGUCCAUCGCCAACACGUGGACAGUUUUAGGGGCAGAAUUAUUAACUCACUCAGCAUGACUGGCAGUGGUCGAACAUCUGCUUACGUUGUCAUGUCACUGUCGUAAAAGAGGUGAAGUUCUCGUCAAAACACGCUUGAACCGAUGUCAAAUGAAUUUACGCUUUACGGCUGUAAUUUAUCUUACAAACUAGGCGUUCGAUUACUUGUUCGCCUCCACAGUAUUCUGAGGGCUUAGGCCACUGUUUGUGAACUAGGUCAUGGAGAGAAGGGAUGUAAUUUUUUUCAUGUAUCCUCCUAUUCGCUGCCAUUUAGAUAUCGACAAUCAGGAGGGAGGACUAUGACGUCACGAAUGGCCAAUCGGAGUACGAGGAUUUGAUGCAGUCUUUCCACUUGAAUCCAUCAGAGCAUGCUCGAGGACACCAAUUUCCAGCAGCCUACCUCAUCCGAGCGAGUGGAUUGGACGAAGUGAGUUGUCACCUGCCUUUCCGCUGUAGACGUUCAGCGUCCAGAUCUCUCCGCCCGACUGGGAUGUCUCGGUUCUCAGGAGGAUGAGCUAGUGGAUGUGAACAGCAUUGACGUGGUUAAGUUGCAACAUCCAUCUUGACGUCGGUUGAAGGCGAUCUCUAUAGCCUGCAGCGACGGGUUUGUGAAUAUGCUGUCGGCAAUUUGCAUCUUUAUCGGGGUGGGAUUUCUCAGCACAUAAUUGAGGAGAGUGUACAAGGACCUCUGAACGGCCUCAAGCGCUCUACAGACUGCGAGAGAAGUGAGCAGUAGGGUUCAACUAAACAAAUCCGAGCCCUCCAGACAGCGUUACAGAUCCCGCGUCUUGAUUUUGACAUCCUGAUAGACGGCCGACCUUAGUGUCUGGUAGAUACCGCACGCGAAUUGUCGCCGUUGCAAACACCUGCGUUGGGUUAGGGAUGGCGGCCCGCGAACACUUCAUCCGCUCGAGAGGACUAGGUGUGGUGUGGCCAACCAAUCUUGAGCAGUUUUCAAGGAUUCUUGUAGAAUCCACUCCGUGCUUCAACUACUGCAUUAAGCCUUCAAUAUAAACUAUAUCAAAACCAAAACGCACAAGAUUACCCCCUAGAAAAUUGCCUUCGUUAUGACGGCAUAUUUGGGAGCACUGAAUAGUCCUGGUAGUCCUGAUGUUGGAGACCACAAAAUUUGGCAGACGUGGAUUCUUGGGAGAAGCCCGGGAUAUUUUGCAGGAUGUCUGAGGUUUAGGCAAUCGGCAGAGAGGGUCCUUCAGACGCAGUGUUACUGUGGCAGACAAAGGAGGCAUUUGUGAUCAUUUAGAGGGCCAAGGGCAAAACCUCGGUCAGUAGUUUGUCCUGCAAUUGGGAUUUAACUUCAAACCUCACGGUCGUGUACCCUCAAGAAUCCUCGAUCGUAGCGGGCGGGAGUGGGAGAUCGUGGUCCAAUGAAAGAGCAGUUGGCUCGUCAACGGAAGAGUCCUGAUUCGGAGUCUGAGUCCACCCAGACUGUGUUUGGGACUUGGAAGACUAAGUCUCUGCAAAACAAACUUUAGACCCGGCAGAAGAGAUGUCUACAAAAUAGGACGCCUCAGAACUUUCUUUUGCGUCUUACAAUUUUUUUGUCCCCUAAUUACGUCCUUUUCACUUUGCAGCACGGCCUAAACUCUCCGCGGCCGAUUCCCUACACCCAUGUGGACAUAUGUCCCGCCAGAGGCAGGGAUACUGAGCCCCCAACGGGUGUUCCAAUCAUGGCAUUCACAGUGCGAUACGUACUACCCCGACUAGGAGUAACGGAAGAAGCUGCAACCUGCGCCUGCCUCGCCUAA
Spirometra erinaceieuropaei is the source of this 25879-nucleotide messenger RNA. Lineage: Eukaryota; Metazoa; Platyhelminthes; Cestoda; Diphyllobothriidea; Diphyllobothriidae. The record is from the annotation of a GenBank genome assembly.